Messenger RNA from Anopheles marshallii, 1416 nucleotides. Its product is annotated as tubulin alpha-8 chain-like. The transcript has 2 exons. Gene Ontology annotation, cellular component: microtubule; cytoplasm. Gene Ontology annotation, molecular function: GTP binding; structural constituent of cytoskeleton. The record is from RefSeq and is a predicted model, not a curated record. The coding region runs from base 1 to 1416 and encodes 471 amino acids. NCBI's taxonomy places the organism in Eukaryota, Metazoa, Arthropoda, Insecta, Diptera, Culicidae. Gene Ontology annotation, biological process: microtubule cytoskeleton organization; mitotic cell cycle.
AUGAGUUACUUUACUGAAGCGAACUACAGUCAAGAAUACAAUCGUUUUUUUUAUUUUCUUUCUCCUACCCAGCGCGAAGUAAUUUCGAUACAGGUAGGACAGGCCGGGUGCCAGAUUGGGAAUGCUUGCUGGCAACUGUUCACCACCGAGCACGGUGUACAGCCGGACGGUAUGAUGGCUCCGAACCAACCGGUCGAGGAAAACAUGGCCGCCUUUUUCCAAGACACACGCUCUGGACGUGUUGUGCCCCGUAGCAUUUUUAUCGAUCUGGAAGAAUCCGUAAUAGACGACAUCCGGAACAGCUCGUACAAACAGCUCUACCAUCCGGAGUAUAUGAUAAUGGGCAAGGAAGAUGCGGCGAACAAUUUCGCCCGGGGCCACUAUACCGUGGGCAAGCAAAUAAUCGAGCGGGUCUCGAACACGAUACGGAAGCUGUCGGAGCAGUGCGGUGGGUUGCAGGGUUUCCUAUUGUUUCAUUCGUUCGGCGGUGGAACCGGGUCCGGGUUUACCUCACUGCUGCUCGAACAGAUCGCGAUGGACUUUGGGAAGCAGUGCAAGCUACAGUUUGCGGUGUAUCCGUCGCCAAAAAUCUCGACCGCUGUCGUUGAACCGUACAAUGCGGUACUGUGUACGCACGGCACUAUGAACUCGGCCGACUGCUGCUUCAUCAUGGACAACGAGGCAACGUACGAGAUCUGCUCCAAGACGCUGCAGAUCGAUCGACCACACUAUACCGAUCUGAACGCGCUAGUCGCGCAGGUAGUUUCGUCGGCGACCGCUUCACUACGCUUCAAGGGCACGAUGAACGUCGAUCUGAACGAAUUCCAAACGAAUCUCGUGCCCUACCCGAGGGUGCACUAUCCGCUCGUUUCGUACGCUCCGCUCGUAUCGGCCUCGAAGGCUUCGCACGAGAGCAGCUCGGUGGCGGAAAUAACGAACGCCUGCUUUACCGCGGAAAACACGAUGGUCAAGUGUGAUCCACGCCACGGGAAGUAUAUGGCGUGCUGUAUGCUGUUCCGGGGUGAUGUCGUACCGAAGGAUACGAACGAAGCGGUGGCAGCAAUCAAGACCAAGCGGCACAUCAACUUUGUCGAUUGGUGUCCAACCGGGUUUAAGAUCGGCAUUAACCAGCAAGCCCCAUCGGUGCUGCCGGGAAGUGAGCUGGCCAGACCUAAACGGGCGGUAUGUAUGCUCUCGAACUCGACCGCCAUCUCGGAGGCGUGGGCUCGCCUGAACCAUAAGUACGAUCUGAUGUACAAGAAGCGCGCAUUCGUGCAUUGGUACGUGGGCGAGGGCAUGGAGGAGGGCGAAUUUUCCGAAGCCCGCGAAGAUCUUGCCUGUCUCGAGCGGGACUACGAGGAAGUUGCUGGUGAUACUGUCGGAUCGGAUGAAGAGUGUUAUGGUGAUGAAUUUUAA